AUGCUGAUCCUCGAAUCCGCACGUUGUAUAAACAUUCCAUGGAUAGAGGAAAAAAUAAUUUUCCUUGAUUUGCUUACCAUCAAGUACACAAUCGAACGAUUGAAUAGUCUUAUCGCCAAAUUAUUAUUAUUAUUAUUAUUAUUAUUAUUAUUAUUAUUAUUAUUAUUAUUAUUAUUAUUACUAUUAUUAUUAUUAUUAUUAUUAUUAUUAUUAUUAUUAUUAUUAUUAUUAUUACUAUUAUUAUUACUAUUAUUAUUAUUAUUAUUAUUAUUAUUAUUAUUAUUAUUAUUAUUAUUAUUAUUAUUACUAUUAUUAUUAUUAUUAUUAUUAUUAUUAUUAUUAUUAUUAUUACUAUUAUUAUUAUUAUUAUUAUUAUUAUUAUUAUUAUUAUUAUUAUUACUACUACUAUUAUUAUUAUUAUUAUUAUUAUUAUUAUGUAAUGCAAGAAAAAAUAUAGCGCUCAGUCCUAAAGCACGAUCUAAUUCAACUUCAGUUUAA
Messenger RNA from Necator americanus (New World hookworm), 498 nucleotides. RefSeq lists its product as uncharacterized. The coding region runs from base 1 to 498 and encodes 165 amino acids. NCBI's taxonomy places the organism in Eukaryota, Metazoa, Nematoda, Chromadorea, Rhabditida, Ancylostomatidae. The record is from RefSeq and is a predicted model, not a curated record. The transcript has 2 exons.